Elaeis guineensis (African oil palm) is the source of this 1446-nucleotide messenger RNA. The record is from RefSeq and is a predicted model, not a curated record. Lineage: Eukaryota; Viridiplantae; Streptophyta; Magnoliopsida; Arecales; Arecaceae.
AACGUGUUCUUCGGCUCCAGAUGUAAGCUCCAGGCGCCGAGGAAGACAGCCCUCCACUUUCUCCGUCCAUCCACCAACCAAAUGGAAUGACCCUAUAAAACCCGAAGUUUCGGAGCUGCCGGGUACUCCGCUACGAAACGUACCGCUGCUCUUCCUUUCCCCCCUCCCCCUUUCCCCUUCCCCCUUCCCUUCCUCCUCGAAGAUGCUAAUGGCAGUGAAAUCGCUGGUCUCCUCCACUCCUUUGCUUCAAAUUCCCCGCCACUCCGUCCCCCGAUCCCUACGCUGUCGAUCUCUUCUCUCUCCAAAGUCUUUGAAACUCGGGCUCUCGAGCGAUGCGCCGAGGCCUCUUGCUGUACGCGCUCGCGCCGCUAGCUCGAGCUCCGACGGGCCUGCUUCGAAGGGCUCAGUGGAGAUAGCGGAUGGAGCUGCCGUGUCGUCGAUCUCGUCUUCUUCUGCUUCCUCCGCCAUCGAUUUCCUCACGCUGUGCCAUCGCCUCAAGACUACAAAGAGAAAGGGAUGGAUCAACCAUGGUAUAAAAGGUCCUGAGUCGAUUGCUGAUCACAUGUACCGCAUGGCGUUGAUGGCUUUGAUUGCUGGUGACCUUCCUGGUGUAAACAGGGAAAGGUCUAUUAAGAUUGCAAUUGUGCACGAUAUUGCUGAAGCUAUUGUUGGUGAUAUCACACCGUCUGAUGGUGUGCCUAAAGCAGAAAAGAGUAGGCGCGAACAGAAAGCUUUAAAUGAAAUGUGUGAAAUCCUUGGUGGAGGAUUGAGGGCUGAUGAGAUAAAGGAACUUUGGGCAGAGUAUGAGAACAAUUCAUCCAUUGAAGCAAGACUUGUGAAGGAUUUUGAUAAAGUGGAAAUGAUUCUCCAGGCUUUGGAAUAUGAAAUGGAACAUGGAAAGGUCUUGGAUGAGUUCUUUCUUUCCACGGCAGGUAAUUACCUGUGUAGUGAAAAUGGUCAUCCUGAAGGCAAAUUUCAAACAGAUGUUGGGAAGAGUUGGGCAGCUGAAGUGACACUGAGGAGAAAUAAGAGGCUAGGAAGACAGGCUAAUUCCUCAAGCACAGUUGAUUGUCAAGAAAACUAAGGUUCCAAGCCUUGCAUUCUGGUAGCUCAUCUACCAGACAAUAAUUAUACGGUCCAUUGGUCGUUUAGCAAACUCCAAGCUGUAUGUGGCCAACCCAGACGCCCCUCACGCCAGACUGCUGAAAGGACGUUGUUUUCUUUGUGAAAAUCGAAACUUAUACCAAGCACGGGAGCCAGUGACAGGGAGGACAUCUUGAUAUGGCUUUGGCAGUUUUUUUUUCGUUUCUCAACUGAUCAUCAGUUUAGGCGUAUUAAGUGCCGUAACAAUAGUAUAUACACAACAUGCGAUGUAAACCAUGACUGCCGCUGGGCAGUGGUAGCAAAAUGAAGCACCAAUAUAAUUUCUUUGAUAUACUCUCGUCA